Spodoptera exigua (beet armyworm) is the source of this 3796-nucleotide messenger RNA. The record is from the annotation of a GenBank genome assembly. Lineage: Eukaryota; Metazoa; Arthropoda; Insecta; Lepidoptera; Noctuidae.
UAAAUAUGGCGUUACUGCUUUUGUGUUCAUUGUGCAUGUUUUCUGUCAAAUAAAUAAUAUUGUUAUUUAAAACAAAACAUUAUUAUUUCGCAACGACACAAUCAAUGCGUAACCCGCCGCUAUAACAAUAUAGCAUGAAGGUCAAACGCUGACAUCCUACUUUAAACAGAAGAGAAAGGUGCAAGUUUUAUACUUUGAAAAAAGCUGAAUGAAGAAUCCAAGAUGGCAUCUAGCAGAGAAAGAGAUGAGGGUCCCGUGUACUAUAGGGAGAUACAGAAGAAUGCAUAUCUUAAACGGAUACCGAAUGAUGUUGGUGGUAGCAAGCUGAGACCGCUUACUAGUAAGAAAGUUCCACUGAAACCGAUGUGGACACAGCUCUGUGUGCACAACGGUAAGACACCGUAUUUAGAACAGUACCCAGAGGCUAAUAGCCCAGCGGCUAUAACCCAUAAACCAAUAUGGCGGGCCUCUCUCCGAUCCGCUAGGCACGUGACGGCUAGUGUCAAACCCCAUUACGGAGAUCAGUACGAUUUUUUAAUCGAUACCGAUAAUGGUGCUAUUCGGAUGCUGGCUCCUGAUUGGGAGUCAAUGCAGGAUUGGGUUACGACCCUCCGUAACACACUACACGAGUUAAAGAUUCUGUCGCGCGGUGAGAAUGUGUACUGUUCUGGUCCUGCGCCUCCGCCCCUACCUCCUCCUCCGAGGGCUGCUGCAAGGGAUCCUACCUCCCCUUUACCGCCCACGCCACCAACUCCACCAGACAGAGUGCCAGGAAUCGAACUAACGACCCGUCCCCCAGAAACGAUACCAGAAGCACCAGAAGCUCAACCAGAAAUCGAGCCCACGACGUCAACAGAAGAAGAAAAUAUAGAUAUAUCGAAUUGGGAUGUCCCAUUCACAUCAUUGCCGAGCACUUCACAAAAUAAAGUUGAAACUAGAAAGUCUGUGGCGAAAAUUUGCGGCCAAAAUAUAUGCUUGGACGAUUCAAUGUUCAAAAGGACCAAUAUUACUGAUAGUGAUGAAGAAUUUUUCGCUGAAAUCGAUAAGAUGUGUAGCGAAGACGAAUACACGCAAAGGGUCGUCGUCUGUAACGGGGAUGCUGUCGCAGAGGGCAGCGAAAAUGGGAGCAACCACCAAGCAACGAAUGUGACAGUAAUACAAGUUUCAAACAAGGAUCCACCUCACACUGCCAUACCUGUCUUAGGACCCGAAACAGAUGUAUUCAACUUCGAUUUCAAACAAAAAUUGACGAUAAACGAAGAGACAAAACCAAAUUUCGUUAAUAUAGUUAACACGGAAAAUAAUGAUUACGGCACAACGUUUUCAAAAGACUCUGAUUAUGGACAUCUAAGUCUUACUACGACUGUGAGCCUAACAGGGACGAGUGAGCCGGAAUUUCCGACUUUUCCGACUCUUCCGACUAUUCCUACUCUUCCGAAUGUUCCGACUUCCAAUCAAAACGAGGAUAUCUACGAGAGACUAUGCAUGGCGUCCACCUCGAAUCCAAAACCUUCACCGUUACCAGUGAAAAAGUUGAAAAAUGUUGAAAAAACACGAAAGAGUUCUUUACCAAAUCUAGAAGUCGGUGAUUCGACCUACGAAUAUUUGUUUCCGUCGAAUAAUAAUUCUAGUGUCACAGUCAACGCGGAAAUUAAUUGUAACGGCGAUGGUAGAGUUCAAAAUAAUGGUGGUAGUGAUAUUAAUCGGUUGAGGUCAGUCGAAAGGGCUCGUAGUCAGAACGCUUACGAUGCGAAUCGACCGAGAGAAGCGAGAAUAAUGAACACAAGUCCUAGAAGAGAAAUUAAGAAUGAAACGUCAGAACAAAAUCAUACUCAGAAUAAGCCUAUUUGGAAGCGAGGACUUACUGAGCUGUCAUUGCUGACUAGAUUAAAGUCUAUAGCGCAGACGAAAAAAGAAAAUUCGAAUAGACACGAAGAAAAUCAAGAUAGUAGAGGUACAACGAUAUCUUCGCCGGCCAAAGUGGUGCACAGAUCCCGUCCCGAAGGUCGAGCGGAUACUAUGCGUCGGAGGAGCAGUUCUUUAAGUAAUGACGUCCCCCCAUCGAUGUCUGUCCCCGCCGCCCUGCCGGCGCUGACCCCGCUCCGCGCGCGGCAGGCGGCCUGUCUACGCGCCGAGCAACGCCGCGGGGCCGCACUAGUCGCCACCGUCAAUACUACACAUCCUCCUGUCUUUACCGAUUACCAAAAUCAAGUUUGGAUAGCGUGGUGGGGUCCGUGUGGGGUCCGUGCGUCGGGUCGCGCGGGGGACCGCGUGGCGGCGCUCGCCAGUCGGAGCCCGCGCGACGCGCUACAUGCACGACAACUACUCAGCGCUGCCAACACUCGUACCGUCGACAUACUGUUUCAUCGGGUGCCUUUAGGAAAAAUAUAUGUUGUUAAUAAGAGGGAUCAAGAAGCUCUAGGCCUAAAGUUGGACAAUGAAUGUAAUAUAACGGGCGUAGUGGCGCAAUCGGCCUGCGCCCGCGCAGGCCUACCCCCACCUGGAAACUGGGCCCUCACCGAAAUCAACAAUCGACCUAUCAACUUGCUGAAGGGAGGUGAAGAAGAUAUGAACCGUCUAAGUAAGCAUGGAACAGAAGUAUCAAUACUAAUACAGCCAUCAGCUUUUGUAAAGAAACUACGGUCCGCGCUCAAAGGCAACAAGACUUUAUUAGGUUUGAGAUAAGAGUGAAUUUUGAAUGUAUUUUUUGUAUAUACAUAUAUAUUUUUAAUUUAUAUCCUUGAAUGGCUUCAGUCAGACGCUAGGAGUGUUCCUAAACUAAAGGGACGCGAAAACUACAAUGAGUGGGCGUUCGCGGCUGAAAAUUUUAUGAUAUUGGAAGGCGUCGAUAUCAAUAAGAAAGAAAGCGAGGCAGCAACUAGCGUCGAAGAUCAAAUCUGUGAAAAAUCGUCGCUCAUUCUCACCUACCUUCAAUUUGUAAUAGAAAAACUUUUUCAAUGGUUUAGACCUAGACUAAAAAAAACCUUGUUUUUAAUAAGGCCGUAAAAUUCCAUAGGUACCAUACAUAUAUACAUCGUGACUUUUUAGUCGUCUUACAAAAGUUGUCCACUUAAUGUAUCCGACAUAAAAUACCUCUAGGCGCGAUUAUUAUUUUUUUUAUCAUUAAUUAAGAUAAUAGGUACGAAAAAUAUUAAUAAAACAUUAGAAAUAUGAAACACCCUGUUAAAAAUCUUUACAUCAAACUGUUGAGUAUCCUCCAUCUAGAUUUUCUACGAGACAAAAUAUCGCAAACCAAUCUAGCAUAGCCCACGUGGACUGUUGUCCAAUCAGAUUGUCUAACGCUAUCCUUAGACAACGUCGGCGCACGCGAUGCCCCGCCCCUUUCACUUGAAAUUAGGUGAAAGUCACUCUUACUGAAGCUUAGGCUCGGACCGCGCUUGCGAAGAGUGUUUCUUAAACUACGCCUUGCGUCAUAAUAAUGAAUAAUAUUUUUAUUUUUAAUUUAUAUAAAUCUCAUUAUUUUUUUAUUAUGAACUUUUACUAUAGUCAGAAUUUUAAUUCGAUUCCUGAUUUGACAUUGACCACUGUCAUUUUGUGAAAUAAUGAUACCACAUAUAACAGUGUAGUGAUGAACACAAAAAUCGAUAAACAAUCACUGAAUCAGUUUCAGGGAGGCAUUCAAAAAAUUACGGCUACCGAAUGGUCUAAAUGUGUAUCCCAUGUUUUCAAAGAAGAGGAAAAAAUGAGUAAUCUAGAUAUGUUAAUUGACAAUUAAUAUUACAGACACAAUUCAUAGUAAAUGAUACAUAAAGUAACAGCUAUAGCGACAGCGAUG